Messenger RNA from Carassius carassius (crucian carp), 794 nucleotides. RefSeq names its product rab5 GDP/GTP exchange factor-like. The transcript has 3 exons. Gene Ontology annotation, cellular component: cytosol; endocytic vesicle. Gene Ontology annotation, biological process: vesicle-mediated transport. Gene Ontology annotation, molecular function: guanyl-nucleotide exchange factor activity; small GTPase binding. Lineage: Eukaryota; Metazoa; Chordata; Actinopteri; Cypriniformes; Cyprinidae. The record is from RefSeq and is a predicted model, not a curated record. The coding region runs from base 1 to 477 and encodes 158 amino acids.
AUGUCGAGGAUUUACAGGAACACAGGCAAUGUACCUCCUCCAUUACUCUCCAACAUCCAGUACAUCACUCACUACAGCAACCCCAGCCGCCUCAUGAGCGGAGAGGACGGCUAUUACUUCACACACCUGUGCUGCGGCGUGGUGUUCAUCGAGAAGCUCGAUGCGCAGUCACUGAACCUGAGUCAUGAAGACUUUGAGCUCUACAUGUCCGGUGCAUCGUCUCCGCUGGGUCCCAAGGCCACUUCAUCUGGCCACAGCUCACAGAACGGCUUUAGAGAGCCGAGGAGAGCGGAGGAAACAGACCUGAACGAGUGGAGCGACGGUCAGGAGCUCUCAGUGCUGGGCUUGUUGGAAGAGCCUCCUGUUCAGACUCACACCUCCAACACAUUCACUAUUGACUCAGGCAAUGUGGACGGGGACAGCCUGCCUCCUCCAUUACCGCCUCAGAAGUUCCCAUCUUUACUGGGCACGGACUGACAGCAAGCUGUGAUCGCUCUUCUGUCUGCAGGUCAGUGAUGGGCUCUGUUCCUGUAAUGGCACUGAAUGCAUUCACACUUCGGUUCUCUAUGGGGUGAUGAGCGGUCAUAGGUUUAUAUUUUACUCCAAAAUGGAAGCAAAUAAUAUGAAAAUAAUUUGAAUUCUAGUUUUAGGACCAUCAAGAUUUUUCGUGGUAGUGUGAAAAAAAAAAAAAAAAACAUUAAUUGAUAUUAUAAUGUAUUUAUAUGUCAUCAUGAUGGUAUUAACUGCACUGCAAUUAAUUUGUGUAAAUAUAAAUGUAAAAAAAGUGUAUUGCA